Zootermopsis nevadensis is the source of this 10221-nucleotide messenger RNA. The record is from RefSeq and is a predicted model, not a curated record. Lineage: Eukaryota; Metazoa; Arthropoda; Insecta; Blattodea; Termopsidae.
UGAGCCAGGGAUGUAGUCUCGUUAGGCCUAUAGUAACCCAUUUAGCUCCCGCUUGGCUGAAGGAACGUAAGAAAAUCCUAUUUAGAAAUAAAUUUAGCGCAGAAGAACUUUAAUCUUCUCAUUUUUAGAAUUACUACGAAAACCCGACAAGACGUAAAAAGGUUGUUAGUGUUUUUACUUUUCACCAACGGAAUGUUAUACUAAAUACUCCAGAGUAGGCAUUUUACUUUGUUCCAUAAAUACAUUUGUUCUCAGAAUAUUCCAUUUGUUUCAGCUGUUUAAAAACAAACAAAUUCUUGCGAUUUAGUGAUUGUGUUGUUUUCAUUCAAGUGUUGAUACGCAUUUUUUGUGAAGUAGUAUUGUGAAUACUGCCAGCUGUUGGUUGCAGAGGAAUAUUUAUUUCGAAGAAUUUGCUACACAAAUUCCAGCGUCCUUGAUCUCAGUAGGUAACACGAAGUGUACGUCACAACGUAAUGCAUCACAUAAUUCCCUCAUCGAAAGGAGAUCCGCUGUGUCCCCUCGGCUUCCACCCUCAGGUCCGGUGGCCCACAAGAUGUAAGAGGUGUUUUAGAGACUACAAAGAGCAUGGCUAUCGUAAGGACCAAGACGCGCUCAAGAGGGAUGAGACCACGGUGUCGUCUCCCAGUCUGUCAACCUGGAACUCAGUCUCAUCACGUUCUCGUGAUGGCAAUCGGAGUGACAGCUCUAGCAGCACAAACAGUGGUGUCAGUACUCGUAAUUGGAGCAGUGGUGGCUCUUCAGGUUCACGAGGGGAAGACAACUCCAAGUAUGGCAGCAGUGGUACACUCACAUCCAGAUUCAGCAGUGGAAGGCCAGCUGCAUCUUGGACUUCAACACCUGAUCUGGGAAACCUGAAUGACGAUACAAGAGCAGAUAUUACCACAGUCAGUCUUACACUGCCUAGAAGGAGAAGAGUACCACAAGUGGACACUGGACAAGAUUCUCCAGAGCCAGUGGUUUCAGAUUCCUUUACACUACGCCAUCAUCAAACACCCUUAUCAACAGCAGAAAAUGAAAAAAACAGCACAAGCACUUCUAGUGCAGCUGCAGCCAGUCAUACCACCACUCAGCCAACGAAGCAAACUAGGUCCUCAAGAAGAAGUAUGAGCCAAAGCAGCACUGGUACCAGUGGUGAGAAUAAGGACGUUGGAAAACUACGUCGAUUGAGGAUACAGUCACUGAAAGAAGUGCAUUCUGUUGAGGAACCCACAAACCCAGAAGUGGAAUUCAUCAUUCAGGUUAAAUCUUCUAAAGGAAAAUCAUCUUCUAGUAAAACUAAAAAUGCCAGUGGUAAUGGAGCUAACAGCAUUAGUAGUAGUACAGAUGUCAAGAAGACAUCAGGAACAUUAUCCUUACAAGGCUCUAGUUCAUCUGGAAGUAGUGGCAGUAGUGGGACCAGUGAAGAAGAAGGAGACAGUGAUGAUGAUCAGUCAAGUGUAGCAGGGACUGAGACAACAGAGACAACGCUAGUUGACAAUAAUGAGAAUGAAUUACAGGAGCAGAUUGAUAGCUUGAAGCAGGAACUGGAGACAAUGCGAGCACGAUGUGAGCGAGUGGAGAGGGAGAAGAGUGACAUAUUGCUGCGUCGGAUAGCAGCCUUGGACACAGCUCCCAGCAAGACUGCUGCUUCUGAGGUGCUGAAGCUGCAACAGAAAGUAAAUGAGUUGCAGAGUCAAACAGAAGAUCUGCGUGAUGACAAAAAGAGUCUGAAUCUGAGAGUCAAGGAGCUGGAAGAGGAGCUGGGGAAUCGACCUGACAAGAUGGCCACACAGCGGACUGUUGAUGAAAUGCAUACCAAAUUACUGGCUGCUGAGACACUCUGUGAGGAACUGAUGGAUGAGAAUGAAGACAUGAAGAAAGAGCUCAGAGAUUUGGAAGAAGAGAUUGAAGAAAUGCAAGACAAUUUCCGAGAGGACCAAGCAGAUGAGUACACGUCACUAAAGAAAGAACUGGAGCAGACAAAUAAGAACUGUCGUAUAUUGUCAUUCAAAUUACGCAAAGCAGAAAGGAAGACUGAACAAUUAGAUGCAGAAAAGUUAGAGGUAGAAAGGAAGUUCAAGGAAGUUGCCGGAGGUCAAACAGGCCUUGAGAAGGUUGAGAGAAUAAAACAGUUGGAGCAAGAAUUGGCAGUUGCUAAUGAGGUGGCAGUCCGCUUGCAGAAAGAACUGGAUGAAACAAAUGCCAAGCUGAAAGCCAAAGAAGAAGCAAGUAAUAAAGAAACAACAAAGAAAAAGGCUCCUAUGCUGGGAACAAUUGGAAAAGUUUCUUCAGGCGAGAAGGUAUCUCGGGCAUCCCUGACCAGAGGUGGAUCACAGGAAGAUCCACAGCAGCUGCUCCGGGAUCUUCAAGAUUCACUGGAACGAGAGGCUGAUUUGCGUGAACAACUGCGCUUUGCAGAGGAAGAACUUCAGAGGAACAAGAAACAAAGGAUCAUCAUCAGAGAUAAUAGUGCUGAUUGGAGAAAUACGCCAGCAUUGCCAUCACUGAGGCCAGAUGUUGUUCCAUCAUUAUAUCAGCAAGAAAUAUCCUCUGCUGGAAUUUCUAAAUGUCAGUUCCAGCAUACUACUACUCAGCUGUAUCAUGAAGGAAAUUGGAAAACUCCAGGAAUAUCUUCUGAAACUCAGACCAGUUUCUUGGACAUUCCUACAACAUCACAGUUAAGACCUGUCAUUCUCCAGAGUCAGAUUGAUACGCAAAUAUCACCACUGACUUCUGAAGAAAUCUUGAAAACGUCAGCAGAUACUCAGACUAUACAGGCUGCAGAUUUUGUGUCAACUGAAGACAAAGGAACAGACUUUGAUGCAGACUUAUCACAAGUAACAAAUACAGUACAAAUCACAGAGUCAACUCAAACUGAUUCCUCAAUGCAAGUUUCUAUGGAAAUCCAAGCAGAGGAACUGCUAAUAAUAACAGAAAUGUCUCAAAUAGACAUUCCCAAAGAACUUCAGACAUCUACAUCUUCUCUAACUAUUCCAGAAGAAUUAUGUAUAAAAGCUAACGUUUAUAAAGAGUGGGGGACUUCUGUAUCAACUCAAACUAUUACACUUGAAACACAGACUAUUUCCACAGAAACUGAACUCACUACAAUAACAUCUAUAGCAACGCAGACUGAAGAGUCACUGGAGAAGGAAUUUGUGACAUCUUCAAAUUUAAAAACUAGUUCAGAAAUUCAGAAAAAUAUAGUUGGUAUCACACAUCAGCCAUCCCAACUAAAAUCUCACUUAUUACUAAUUUCAUCCAGUGUACCUGAAGAUGACAAUUCAACAUCUCUACCUAGUCCAAUUAUAGAACCUGAUAUAUCUCUUGAAGAAUUUACAGAGCUACAGAUAUCUGUUGGGACACAAACAGAAUGUUCGUCACCAUUUCCACAAGCAAUGGUGAGCCCUAUGCGGCAGUUCCAGUUUUCAGUACCAACGAUUUUCCCACCUGGCUCUCUCCUCUCUAGAAGUUCACCAAUGAGAACACUGCUAAUGCCCCUAGGUCGCCGACACAGUCCGAGCCCAGCGCGGUUGACUCCAGAGCCAUCUGUUGAAAAGGAUGAGGGUAUAUCAGAUGAAGAAGAUCCUGCAGAAUUGAGGAUAUUGUUAGAACUUAAUGAACAGGAGGCAGCGGUAUUGAGGCGGAAAGUGGAAGAAUUGGAAAGUGAAGGGGAGAACAUGAAGCACAAACUGAAGGAACUUCAGAAUAAACUUACAGAGAAGACAGCAAGGAAGAACUUGGUAGCAUCACUAGGAAGUUCUGAACCAGUUGCAGGAAGUGCACUACAUGAGCAAAAGCUGAAGGUUUUGGAAGCUGAAGUAUCUGAAGUACGUAUGAAACUGAUUGAGAAGGAACGGGACUGUGAGAGGUUACAUGCUGAACUUACUGUCACACAGAAGAGAUUUUCUAAGGGCUCUAUUCAGAAGAGCAAAUCACUGGAUAGUGGAAAUGAACAACAGGCCUUGGAUCUGAAGUGUCAACUCCAAGUGAUAGAACAGGAAGCAACAAUAUUGCGAACCAAUAUUCAAACACUGGAAUCAGAUAAUGAGAAGCUUGUAGCAGAAAACAAACAGUUGCAUCUUAUGAGGUUAAAAAAGGGAUCUACAGAAAAAGAAUCUGAAGUUGAAUUAAAAGGAAAACUUACAUCAUUGGAGACAGAACUUGCAGAAGCUUACAAUAAGGUGAAAGAACUGGAAGUUAAACUGAAGGAAGAUGAAACAACUAAAACAGCAGCAGAAGACAAGAAAAAGAAAUCAGGAGCCAAGGACACAGUUGAAGUAACCAGACUGAAGAAAGAGAUGAAAACAAAAAUAGAGGAACUAGACAAAUUAAAGGCUCAAACCAAGAAGUUUGAGGAAGAUAACGAAAAUCUGACUCAAGUUCUGAAACGACUGAAAUAUGAAGUACUUUCCAGUGCUGCCAAGUUUUACAAGCAGCGGACACCAAAGAAACCAACAGAUUUGACCUCCAAAGUGCAACUCAAGAAAAUGGUAGAAGAACUUGAAGCUGAGAUUGGUGAGGUACUGGUUUUGCUGAAGAAAUCAGAAAUGGAGAAAUCAAAAUUACAGGAACGGAGAGGGGCCACUGAGGAGAAGUUAUGGAAAGAAGAGAAAGAAAAAUUUCAGAAGAAGUUGGAUGAAAAGAAUAAAGAAGUGGAGGAACUUCAGAAAUCACUGAAAGAAGAAAAGGAAAUCUCAGAUAGAGAAAAGAAGAAAGCUAUCAAAGACAAAAAGGCAGUAGAAGAUGAAAUAAGGAAAGCAGAGGAAGAGUGCAGCAAGCUGCAGGCAGAGAGGAAAGUAUGGGAUGAUGAAAGAAAAAAGCUGGAAGAAAACAAGAAAGUAGCAGAGGAGGAAAUACGUAGAGCACGUGAAGAAGCAAAGAAAUUAUCUGAGGACCGAAAACGAUUAGAGGAAGAGAUCAUCAGAAUUAAUGCUGAGAAAGUGGCUAUCACCAAGAAACAGGAGGAAGUAUCAGUAUUUGUGCAGAGAAUAGAGUCACUGAAAACUGAAUUGGAAAUAGAACAACAACAAGGAGCUUCCUUAAGACAGAAACUGGAAUCAGCUACUAUAGUAGAACAAGAGAAAAUCAAGCUACAGAGGGAGAUAAUGGAAAAGGCAAAGAAGGUUACAGAGGCAGAGAAAAAAGUGAAGGAAUUUGAAGAAAAACUGAAAAGGAAUGAAAAAUUGCUUAGCAAUAACAAAACAAAGAUCUCUAGACUUGAGAAAGAGCUUGAAGAAGAGAAAGAGAAAGUUCAGUCAAGUGAAUUACAGCACCAAGACAAAACGUCUAAUUGGCUGGCAGAACAAAACAUUCUGAAGGAACAAUUAUUAGACUUGCAGACAAGAAAUGACAAUCUGCAAAUGUCACUGGUUAACCGGGAUAUGACCAUUGAAAAACUGGAAAUUAGUGUGAAAGAAGAAAAGGAGAAGGCAUUGACUGCAAAUACAAGGGUAGGGUCAGCAGAAAACAAGGAGAUAAAGUCCUUGCGUGAACAGUUGGCAGCAAGCAAGACUCAAGUACAGGAGUUGACUGCCAAACUGGAAAAAGUUGAGAAGUUACUAAAAGCGGCUGAAGAAAAUCUCAAGACUGAAACUGAGGCAAAGAAGAGUAUGGCUGAUUUAGAAUCAAAAAUAUCUGCACUUGAAGUGAAUCUUCAGGCUGAGAAAAAGAAGUGUGAAAGGAUGAAAAUUUCUCAGGAAAAAGAAUUGAAAAAUAGGGAGCAAGAGCUAUCAAGUUUACGCACAAAGCUGCGUUCACUAGAAGGAAACAAUGGUACCAGCAACAAGAAGGUUACGGAGCUAAAAGAGGAAUAUCAGUCACACAUUGAUAAAUUAGAGGAAGCAUUGUCAGCAGAGAGACAAGCAUAUGAAGACCUUACAGCAAAGUAUGAGAUCUUGGAGGAGGAACAUGUGGUCACCAAGGCACAACUUGUUAUGGAUAAGGAGGCAAUACAAGGGCAACUUUUGACAAUGAAGAGGGAACUAGUAGGAGCAGAGAAUGAGCUGAGGAUGCUUCAGGAGACAUAUAAUGAGAAGCAGGAUAGCUGGAUUAAGGAGAAACUUGACCUCCAGGAUAAACUAAAGGAGCUAGAGGAGAAAGUAUCGCGCAGCAACAGCAAUGACAGUUGGGUUCUUGAGAGAACUCGUCUCAAAUCCGCUCUGCAAGGUAAAUCUUUGGAGAUGGAACAAAUGAAGAAGGAAGCCGAUAUGACUGCAGAUCAGAUGGAACACUUUAGACGGGAGAAUGAUGAAUUACGCAAAAAGUUAGAAGACUUUGACAAGGUAGUGAAGGUCCACCGAAGUAUGUCAGCUGACACUUCUGCCAUAGAGAAGGAGCUGCAGUCCAUAAAGAACAAACGUUACGAAGAAGAAAAAACCCACAAGUCAGAAAUGGCACAACUAAAGUUGCGAUAUGAUGGCCGAGUUGCAGUCAUCUGUGAAGAAAUCCAAGGCCUGCAGGGUCAAGUGAGUCGAUUCAAACGAGAACGUGACACUUUCAGACACAUGUUGGAGGGUGCACAGAGGACUAUUGCAGACUUGAAGGCAUCCUCGGGCAGAGAGUCCAGAAGUUCUGGCAGUAAUGUUGAUGAGUCAGAGGAAACACAAACAAGAAUACAGACUUUGGAACAGCAGGUCAACUGUAUGGAGGAUGAGCUAUCUGAAGCUCGACUUGAGGCUUCCAAACUCAAGACAGAGCUGAUCUCAGAACGGUCUGCUUGGGAGGUGAAACUUUCUGAGAUGCAGUCACAUGUAAAUGAGCUUGAGGAGGAUCGUAUCAUAAGCAGUGGACGUACAAAGAUACCCGGAAUGCGUACACGAAUGGAAUUAGCAUGGCAGAAGGAGCGUGAAGAACAGCAUCGAUUACUUCAAGAAACAUCUACAUUGGCCAGAGAUCUCCGUCAAACAUUGUUUGAGGUGGAGCGAGAAAGAGACAAAGAGCGGCUGGAAGCAAAACGACGUCUUGAGCAACUCAAGAAAUCCACAGAAGAAGAACAAGAAGAAAACAGGAAGAAAGUUACAGAGUUACAAUGUGAUCUACUGGAACUUCGUGAUGCUCAUGCAAAGUUACGGACAACCAAUGAGAAGCUACGCCGGGAGAAAGAACGUAAUGAGAAGGAACGUGAAGAACUUAGGCAGUUGGCGUCAGGCAGGAGACGAGCUGAGCAAGAUGAAGACAGAAGAGUUAACAUUUUACUAGAGCAGGUGGAUGAAUUAAUGCGUCUGGCACCCGAAUUGUUCCUUCAGAAGUCAACAUCAGAUUCAUCUUCAACAUCAUCUCAGUCACAGCCAACACCCAUUGCACCUAAGAGGCUUAAGGGUCCAAAAUCUCGAGAAUCAUCAAGAGAGUCCUCUCCACAGUUACAAAGGAAGGAGUUCCAGAAAGAAUCAUCAGUAGAUCGAAAAAUUCAACUUCAGUCAACUGUUCAUAGGCUAUCUGAAGUUACAGAAGAGUUACGGCGAUUCCAGAGGCUGAGUGAAGAAGAACGGGACAGAGAACGAGCUAAGAGGAUGUUAGGAUUGAGAAGAGCUGCUUCAACAGAAUCAGAUAACCCACCAGACUCCUCGUUGCGUUCCAAGCCUCUGGCCCGAAGUGCUGCUGCCCUACAAAAGAAGGGCAGUCUGUAUCGCAAAUCACUUUCCUUAGAGCAGACAAGUGGACAAGAUCAGUCAUUCUGGAAGGGAGAGUCAGACAAUGAAGGGAGCCUUUCAAGUCUUCAAUCUCUGGAAGCUGGUGCAGAAGCACUUUCAGAUAAUCGGUACCAUACACUUCAGAAAAAGGAAUCUAACUUGGACAGCCGCCUUUCUGGAGGGUCAGCACAAAGCGAUGUGUUACAGUCAACAGAAAAGAAGAAAAAGAAGGGUUUCUUGGGCAAAUUGAAGAAGCUCACAAAGUCACGCAGCAUUGAUGAUGGUGUCUCAGAUUUCACAACAGGAAUGAGUCAGGGUGGAUCUGGGUCAGACAUCAGUGUAUCAGAAGACAAGGGAAGGAUGAAAGAUCGUAUAACAGGCAUCUUCAAGAAGAGUGGGUCUACAUCCAGAAGUAGCAGCAUAGAACGUAAUCCUGCAGUGCCAGAUCGUUCAGAUUCAACGCAGAGACCUCUUGUGAGACAAAGCAGUAGCAAUACAUUGCCCCGACCAUCACCAGCUAGAAGUGAUGUAAGUGCAUCAAGCAACUCCCGACCAUUAGCAUCAAGUUCCUUACGAUCACCAACUCCAGACACUUCCAGCACUCCAUCACGAGGCAGAAAAUAGGGUGUUUAACUCCACAUUCAUCAUGGAGUUAACCUUUUAAGAUGAUACAGAGCAGCUGUAUCGGAUGUGGAGUGGAUGGACUGGCAAAUGAAAGAAAUUACAGGGAGUCUGAACAAUAUUAUGUUGUUUUCCUAGCAGAUACACCAGUGUAUGGUAAUGGACCAUGAAUACGAAUUUAUAGUGUCUAAGUCUGAGCUAAGUUCUAUAUUUUCAUGAGGUGAAAAAUAUGGAACUGUUCAUUUGGUGAAAGUACUCAGAAUUUAGGCCACUGUCCUGCAAAUCAGUAACAGAGUUAUAAUCCCUUGAUUUAUAUUUGGAUUCAUAUGAAGCAGUAGGUAUCACUGAGCCAUGGGUUAUAAAAUGAUAGUUUCAGCUGCAUAAGUUUUAUAACACCAAAUAAAAUUUGGAAAAUGUUAAUGACUAAUUAGUAAGAGGAACAACUCAGGAUGGUCAGUAGUCUGGUUAAGAUUUGAAAGAAAUGCCUCAAAAAUGAAAGUUUAGAGUUUUUGAUAUUAAAAACUAUACAUGAACAUUUUUAAUUUUUAAUUUUGACCUUAAGGGAAGGAAGAGAAAAUAUAUUACAAAUUUUGAAGUGACUUCAAAAACUAUGGCAGCCAAGUUUUGGAUGCUUCUGCACAUCUACUGUCACGUGCCUUUAUGAACCAACCAGCUUCUGAUGGGUGGUGUAAAAAGUAUUCAGUUAUUUCAAGUGUGAAGCAGACACUAUUUGUAUUCUCUCUCUCUCUUAGCACCACUCACCUUUAUUCGUGUCAGUUACUUUAGCAAUACACAUUUCAUACAAUGCUACAUAAGAAAUUGCAAACAAAAUAUUCAAAGAUUGAGUUAUGAUAUAGUCCUUCCUGUCCUUAUAAUGCCAAGUUAGCAGCAGAAGUCUGCAUAACAUUCAAGCACUGAUUAGACUGGUUCUCUGUAUCUGCCAUUCUUGCUACAUAAAACAUUCUCCAAUGACUGGGGAAAAAUCUCUGACUUUGUUCCUGUGACAACCCACCACAUCAUGAAGGUGUACGGUAGGUGAGUGGUCAGCAGUAUGCUCUGGUACUUUUUCCUAGAGAACUUUCUGCCAUCAUUAUGCUAUGGCCAGGAGUGUGGGUAGACCCCAUAAUCAUUUUGGAUAUCUUAAUGAAGCUAUAAAUUGUGCCCUGCCAGUAAUUAGUCACUUAAUUGACUCAGCUAUCCUAGUUGAUAUGCCAGUAGUUAUAGGAGUAUAUGUUUCUUACCUGAAGAUUAUCCCUAUACUUACAAAGUAAAAGAAAAUGAGUGGCACUUUUUGCGUGCAUAGAGGUUUUUUGACAGUGUAUAUUUUUAAAAAUAAUUAACAGGAAGUACGACUUUACAGUCCAUGUCUUGUCCAUUAUUAAAUUCAAAUCUCUAUUUCUGAUUCUAUUUGUGGAAGAAAAUACGAAUGUGAAUGAGUUACUUGCACUCUCAUUUGGAUAUUUAUUGUUAUUAGGAUCAUGAUUUUGCUGAAAGUGGUCACUAACAUGUUAAUCAUGUAUUAUAAAUUGAAACAAAUUAGUAUGAGAUCACUGUUGUAAAUUGUUGAAGUACUUUAUUCUGAACUAAAGAAUUUAACAAUUAAAUUUACAAUAUAUGACUUAUUAUUAUAUAAAAGUUCUAAAUAAAAUAUUUAUCAUACAUAUAAAAUUGAAAUAUUCACUUAAUUCUAUUCACAGUCACAUGACAGAUAAGGAAAUGACAUUAUGAUUUUGUGUUUACAAUUUAAAUUACUGGAUGGACUACACUCUGCAUAUGUUCAUUGUUUACCCUUUGUCAGAUUUCAGUUGAGUGUACAAAAGAGGAUUUCCAAAGAAUUGUUUGUAAAUUACAUGAUAUAAUUAAUGUAUACAAUAUUGAAAUAUACACUGUGAGAAUGCAUAUAACUGCAUUUAUAGGAAAACAAGACAUAUGAGUAAACAUUUUUAUAUAAUAAAAUACUUUAAUAAUUUAA